AUGUCGUCUAUUUCUCGGAACUUUGCAACGGCAGCCAAGGUAAAACCCCAGUUUAAUGUGUUUGACAGAUCUGCUAAACUUUUGCAGCGGUCAAGGACACCGAAACUUGAUCCUGGAUUAUCACGAAAGAAGGAAUACUUGAGAGACGAAGUUGCUAUUGAGACAAUUGAGCGAUUGGCCUUCAUUACUAGACCAUUCGACAAAGCUUUAGAUUUUGGCAGUCAUAGUGGAAAUUUGCUAAAACAGCUUUGUACAAAGAGUUAUGUUUCACGACAAUUGGAAGGCGAUGAGAUUGAGGAAAAAAUUAUUGACCAAUUGAAUAAAGACAAAGAUUUAGUUCGAGCCAAGAUCAAAGACCUUGUGUUGUUUGAUUCUUCAAAGGAGUUGUUGGAUCGAGACAUUGACCAGAAAUUAGACUUUCAGUUUCCAGGAACAGUGACAAAGGUUGUUGGAGAUGAGGAGAAAUUCGAUCACGAAAUACUAAAAAAAUCAGAUGUAUUUGACUUGGUAGUAUCUAAUUUAAGUUUACACUGGAUAAAUGACCUACCACAGAGUUUAGCAAACAUCAACAGGAUACUAAAACCUGAUGGCUUGUUUAUGGGCACUCUCUUUGGUGGUGAUACCUUGUACGAACUACGCACGUCAUUGCAAUUGGCCGAGCUCGAAAGGAAAGGAGGAAUCUCUCCUCGCAUGUCACCAUUGGUUCGUUUGAAUGAUGUAGGGUCCCUUUUGAAUAAAGCUGGCUUUAGCAUAUUGACAAUUGAUUCUGAGGAUAUCGUUGUAGGGGGAUUUCCUGAUAUUGUUUCCAUAUGCGAAGAUUUACAAGCUAUGGGAGAGCAAAACGCAGUCUUAUCUAGAGCACACAACUUACCCAAAGACGUGUUGUUGGCAGCUAAUCAAAUUUACAAAAGUUUGCAUGGGGAAGUACAGCCUGACGGGCAAGUGCUACUUCCUGCCACGUUCAACAUCAUCUUCAUGAUUGGCUGGAAAAAGAGUGACACGCAACCCCAGCCGUUGCAAAGAGGAACAGGCGAAGUAAACUUAAAAGAAGUGUUGCAAUGA
Messenger RNA from Lodderomyces parapsilosis, 1062 nucleotides. RefSeq lists its product as uncharacterized. Gene Ontology annotation, biological process: mitochondrial respiratory chain complex I assembly. The record is from RefSeq and is a predicted model, not a curated record. NCBI's taxonomy places the organism in Eukaryota, Fungi, Ascomycota, Pichiomycetes, Serinales, Debaryomycetaceae. Gene Ontology annotation, cellular component: mitochondrion. The transcript has a single exon. The coding region runs from base 1 to 1062 and encodes 353 amino acids.